GGCCAGAGAUCAUUUGGAGAAAACUCCGUUUCAACUUGCUUUGAAAUCAAAUGACAAACGAGCGUUGGCAUUCAAGCAUUAAUUGUAAUUCUGAAGUCAGAGUUCACGUUCUUUUUCAUACGGCGUUUGCGUUGUUUACGUUGCUCCCUGUACAAGGCCCUCGUGUGCGAUUAUUGGAAUUGAUCUUGUCUGCAUUAGGUUGUUGUUGAGCGAGGGUGCACUCACCGUUAUGCGGUGGCAUUUGAGCAAUGAGCGCACUUUCCCAGAAUAGAGUCUGUAUCAGCACAUCGCAUCACUUGCCUGUCACCUCCUGGCACAAAUCAUCUGCCUCGAAAACAAGUGUUUUUUUUGUGUUUCCAUAUUACCAAACAGAGCUUUUUCUACUGGGUGGAAAAACAUAGAAUGUAGAAUUUGGAGCGUACAGCUACGUGGACUUGAGAUAACUGAAAAAGGGAAACAAGAGCGGCAGAUGCAUGAGAAAGAUUAGCGCGCUCGUCUGAAGUUGUUUGAGCAUGUGCAAGUUAAGGGGAAUUAAUGACGGAGCAGACCAACACAGAAGAAGAAAGUCAUGUUUUGAUGUAUGGGGGUUAAUGUCUCUUUGUGUAGAGAUGGCAAGAGGUUCAAGAGAAAGACUUUUGGAUGCAGUUCACGGCAUAUAGGCACAACAAUACAGCCAUUCCUCCACAUUCAUGUUAUGAUCGGUUUAAUGUAACUGACCGAUCAGUUAUCCUUCAUCGCGCGUAGUGUCGAACCCACAGAAUUAUCGCUCAACUUUACUGUUUAGUUUCACUCAAACCACUGCCUAUAUUGUUUUUGGCUGCAGAAUGGAGCUGUUAUCUACAAAAAAAAAAGCCCCUUUUGCUGCUGAAAAAGCCAUUGUACGAACACAGUGCAGCAUUUAGCAGCUUCAGAGCCAGACUUUUCCACAACAGAGACCAAAACAGAGCUAAAAGUGGAGUCAAUGUUGGACUUCCAUCAGCAGCUGGCCAGAAACACGACUCCAAAUCAAAACUAACGUUGCUCCCAAGUGGCCAAAAAGGAAUUUAGAACAGCACAUGAUAUCAUAUGGAAGCACUGGUGUUAUGUAUGUGUUUUAUAUGUUGCUUUAUAAAAGUGUUGUUUAUAUGUCCUCUGAGUUGUAUAAUUACAGCAGUUUGGUGAGUUAUUUGCUAAAUGUACCGAAGGCACUUUUCUGGCCCGCGAUCCUCCUUUUUUUAGAUGCAUAUCAUGUACAAAUCAUAUGCAAUAAUUAGUUUGCUGGUUUUAUGAAGUUAACCUGACUGCUGAUCAAGUGGCCCCAUGCGGGGUCGCAGCCCGUGUUGCAGGAACGCUGUGCUGAGGAAAGUUGAGCUACAGCUUGAAUGUCAUUGAGGUGAUUGGCGUCAGCACACGAGUGUCAGCAGUAAAUUUUGACUUUAUGGAUUUGUCCUUUCACAAAUCAGCUCUGAUCAGACGGAAUGACGCAGCGAUGAGGGUUUAGUGUACGUUCCCGACAAAAGAGGAGGGAAUUUCACACAUAAGUGUGCAUGUUGAGGGAAUGAGGAUCUGGUAUGCAAUUAUAUUAUAUUGACAGAAUUCAGUUUGUAUUCAAAGUACUAUCUUAUUACUGGUAGUUGCCUCAACCUGUGACCCACGUUGCAACACCUCAGCCACAGCUCUGCACUGCAAAGGUGUGAGCUAAUACUGUCACUGCAGAUGGUCAGGGUGUGGGCUAAAAGAGGCUUCUGCUUUUUUUUUUUUUUUAUUUAAUGCUGAAUUCAUGACCCAGAUAUGCAGCAGCUUCCGAUCUGCAGAAGAUCAUUUCCUGACAAUUUUAUAUUUUCAUUUGGGAAGUUCGCUCCUCAAACUUUUUGCUGACUUUCAUUUUUUUUCGCCUGAGAGCAUGCAAGGUUGGCUCAGAACGUGGUGAGUCAGAGCGAGUUUGAUAGCUCCUCUGAGCGUGUGAACGCGGAGCCGUGACCCCAAAAUGCAAAUGCCAGUUAGCUCGAGGAGUUUUAAUGAUAGUUCCGUGUCGGUAUAUGAGCCUCCGGGGCACCUGAAUGGAAAGACUGAAUCACACAUGUAUGUGAAAUAAUUGAAAAUAAAAAAACAUCUGGAUGAAUGAAUUCACAGUCAACGUGUGCAUGUAAAUCUCUUUCCUCGUAUCGAUCUUGGUCACAGUCUUCUGUGGUGAUGAGAUGCGACACAUGCAGCAGUGUGUGUGUGUGUGUGUGCUGCUAUGUAACCAAAUACGUGAAACAGGAAACUGUUGGUGCGUCUGCGCCGUGGUUUCUUGGUGUGUUCAUGUUUGUGUGUUUUCCUUUCCCCCGUAGUGUGUCGCAUAACCUUUGGUUGUCUUCUCACACACGACCACAGAUAACUAAUUCUGCUUAUCAGCAGCUAACAGGUUCUCCAGCUGAAGCUACAGCAGAGAAGGUCCAGGGAGGAGUUGGUCAACCAGGGGAUCAUGGCACCCCUGAAAAGUUCAGCUUCCUUCCACGAACAGAGACGGAGCUUGGAACGAGCUCGGACUGAGGACUAUCUCAAGAGGAAGAUCAGGGCUCGACCGGAGCGAUCCGAGCUGAUCAGGAUGCACAUCCUUGAGGAGACGUUGGCGGAGCCGUCGCUUCAGGCCAGGCAGCUGCAGCUGAAGAGAGCUCGCAUUGCCGAUGAUUUGAACGAUAAGAUCUCCCACCGGCCGGGGCCCAUGGAGCUGAUCCACAAAAACAUCCUGCCUGUUCACUCCAGCAUUAAGCAGGCUAUCAUAGAGACACGGUUUCCAAAGGCUUCAGGUGAAAACUCGUCAUGUGACGACGACAGCAAUUACAGUCUGUCUCCAGAAGAGCCGGUGAGCCUGGAGUCUCCUCUGGGUCUGCUGCCUCUGCCCUCUCCACCAGAGACGCUGGCUGGCAGCAGCGUCCCAUCUCCCACACAGGUCUCUCCUACUGCUCUUGCUUUCCCACCAAUCUCUGGAUCCUCCCCCGCAUUCAAGUUGACCAAUGGGACGGCAGCAUCAUCCGCCCAGAGGACAGCAGCGACUUCACAGAUCAAGUCCCAGCCUAAACCAAACUUUGACCGCUCUGCACAAAGACACAAGAAACCUAAGGACAACAAGCCAAAGAUUAAAAAGUUAAAGUACCAUCAGUACAUCCCUCCUGACCAGAAGGGAGAUAAAGAGCCUCCUCCCCAUCUGGACUCAUCUUAUGCCAAAAUCCUCCAGCAGCAGCAGCUCUUCUUGCAGCUCCAGAUCCUCAGUCAGCAGCAGCAGCACUAUAACUACCACGCCAUCCUGCCUGCACCACCCAAGUAUGUUUUUUGUGUGUGUGUGUGUGUGUGUGUGUGUGUGUGGAUGCUCAAGCUUGUAGUGUGCAGUAACACCUGGGGGGGGCUGGUAUCUUGUGUAAAGACCUUCUCUGACUUUCUCUCCAACAGACCUCACACAGAUCAGCAGCCAUCUUCCUCUUCCUCCUCCAUUUCCACGACUACUUCCUCCCCUCCUCGACCUGUCGCUGCCCCUUCAAAAGCUCCCUCUCACCAGGGCGGACACAUCCGUCAGAGUUCUGCUGCUCUGCGUGGGACAAGGCCUGUCUCUUUACCUCCGAACCUGGAUGAAAUGAAGGUCACGGAACUGAAGUCCGAGUUGAAGCUGCGCAGCUUGCCAGUCUCCGGAACCAAAAACGACCUCAUCGAGAGGCUGAGGACCUACCAGGAGCUGAAUGGAGGCAGUGACACUACCUCCUCUCCAACAGCAGGGGGUACCACAGGGCCAGGGGCCGAGGGAGCAGGAAAAUCCUCCAAAACUGCUGCGGCAACCCCCAACAACACAUCACAACGACAGCAACAGUUUCAGUGCCAUCAGACAUCCUCUUUGACUGCUGAUGCAGGUAGCUCUGCAGCCACUCCUCAGCAGCUCAUGACCUGUGGAGGCACCGCGUCCCCCCCGACCGCCUCACUCACACACUCCGACUGCUCGCCGGGCGCCAUGAGCCCAGAAGAUAGCAGCUUUAACAGCGACCCCUUGGCGGAAAUGAUGAGUUCACAUAUCACCCAGGUGAGCCUUCCGCCAUGUUCAGCUGCUCAGCUUGCAACCAGCAUUAAAGAGGAGCUGAAGUGUUCCGGGCUAGCGCCAUCUCGGUUCUCUUUGAAGCAGGCCUCUCUGCAGAAACACUGCCUGGUCCCAUCGACGGCCCUCGCCACGACAGCCACUGCUCCAGUGGUGAGUGUGGACAAGGACAGGAUGCUGCAGGAGAAAGACAAGCAGAUCGAGGAGUUGACCAGGAUGCUGAGGCAGAACCAGAGGCUGGUGGAGGUGCUGAGGAUGCAGCUGGAGCACGGGAACCGAGGAGGACCGGAGCCGCUGGUUCUCGUAAGAGUUAAACAAGAACCUCCUGAUGGACCCAGUGUCCCUCUCUCUUUUGGCCAUCCACCAUUCUCCCCUCCUCCACCACCAUCCGUUUGUGAGAUGGAUGUUAUCAAGGUUACUGUCAAACAGGAAGCAAUCGAGGCAGAGGACGUUGCGUGCGGGACAACGAUGCAAUUACGAAAAAUUCAUGGAAUACCGUGGUCUUUGGCUCGGACUCGGGAGGGACACGAGCAGGUUCAGCUCCAAAUCAAGCCGGAGCAGAUGAGCACACAGACAAAACAACAACAACACGUAUCUCUGCAGCAAACCGCUCUGCAGCUGGCCCAGCAACAGGCCAUACAGAAACUUUUGCUGCAGCAACAACGCAGCUUUCAGAACGAGCAGACGGUCAUUCAGAACCGCAGUCAGAUGCCGGAAAGCCUGCAAAAACUUUCUCAGCAGAGAAAGAAGAAGUCUCACAAACAGCAUCUCAAACAACUACAGCUGCAGCAGCAACUGUUGCAGUCACAGCAGCAGCAGCACCAGCAGCAGUCAAAGCAACAUCACCAGCAGAUGCAGCUAAAGCAACAGAUUCUGCUGAAGCAGCAGAAUUCAUUUUUACAGCAGCAGCAGACUAAACAACUGCAACAAAUCCAGAUACAGACAAAGAUCCAGCUGAAGCAACAACAGGUGCUGAUACAACAGAAACAACAGGCGCAACAGCAGCCGCCACAGGUGUCUCAAGCGUCCUUCAACCAGCACUCAGUCCCUUCUUUCCCACUGGACCUCCUCAAGAGCAACUCCACCACGACUCUGGUCACAGACAGCAACGGCAACCAAUUCCUGGUGGCGCUGACCAGUCACAUCACUGAGAACCAAGGGACCGAUGCACCUGGGAGCAAAGCAACCAAUCAGAUCGCACUGCAGCGACUACAGUCUACUCCAGCCAGGCUCCCUGACCACAACCCUGUUAAUCAAACCAAACAGAGUAUGCACAAAGCAUUUUUCAAACAACAAGAGACAAAGCCACAGAACGGGGCACUUGAGGUCUCUGUAGAGCAGCCUCAGCAGGACGUUGUUCUGUGUUUGUCAGCACCUCCCGGUCCGCAGCCUUCCUUCAAGGACCAGGAAACCGCCCCCUCAGAGAAAAACACCUCUUCACCAUCCUCUCAAACUGAGCGGUGUCCCAGUCUGGAUGCCUUGUUUAGUCCUCUGUCUCCAGCUUCCAACGAGACAGCUGCCUCAUCGCCUGAUGACAAAGAUACAGAGCAUGAAGAGGAUUUUAUUGACAUCAUUUUGCAGACAGGAGAAAUGUCGACAGCUUUCCACCCGGCGCCAGACCCUUCUCUGGACCGUCUGAAUCCACACUCCUCUUCCUCUUCUCCUCACCCCUCCCCAUUCCAGCUGAUGCUAUCCCCCACCAUACCUCCGUUUUGUGACACCCAACAGUCGGCCUCCUCGAUGCAGUCUGAUCUCCAGACUCUGGCCGACACCGUGGACGAGGAACGGCACCUCGGCAGCGCUGAGAGUGGCCGCCUGGAGGACUUUCUCGAGAGCACCACCGGUAAGCCUCUGCUGGGGGUGGAGCCUGGAGGCCUGUUGACUUUGAUUGAUGACCUCCACAGUGAAAUGCUGUGCACCCCCAGCAUCCUGGACCAUCCCUUGUCUCCCAUGGAUACCUUCGACCUGGAUAUGGAGGAGGAGCAUGGGUUGGACAGUAUGGAUUGGUUGGACCUCACCAUGGGAGGAGAGAGGGGAGAGGAAACCACCACGCUGGCCCCACUUGGCCCCCAAACACCCACUAGUGUCUUUUCCACGGACUUCCUGGACAGCUCCAACCUGCCGAUACACUGGGACUCCUGCCUAUAGCCUACAGCAGUCGAGAAACAAAUACGGGGCUCAGUUGCACUCACUCACACAGUCACACACAUGCACCAAAAACAUGUAAUUUACUGCUGAGGCGUCAGUAUCUGAUUAGAGCACUCUUUCUGAGUCUUCUCACACACUGGUGUAUUGAAUCUUUAAGCGCUUUGACCUUUAUUUAUUUAAUUUACACGCUGGUGUAUUGAUUUGUGAGCAGACACUUACUAGGCAGGUCCUAUAUCUGUUCUUGCUGCUUUAGCAACAGUUUUGUCAACACAAAGAGGGACUGCUGUGGAUUUUGAUCCGAAUAUUGAUGAGACACUUUUAACUGAGCCGUGAACCCGCUGCUGACAUAUAAACGAAUCUCAUCUGUUCUUGUCACCGUGUUACAGGGAAUGCAUCAGUUUGACCUUGGUCUAAUUAGGAGUGCAAAUCCUUAGUGGCCUUGUGUAGUAAUGAUAAUCAAUAGUUUACCACUACAGCCAAUCAAUAACCAAUAAGUUUAGGUGAAAGACAAUGAUUGUCUAGCAACAUCAUCCAGACGAGCUGCACUCUGAUGCUAUAAAUUCAGAAGAUGUUGUGAUUCUGAAUCUCAUGUUUUUCGUAUCAGUUUCUGCAGCAUUGUGACAGUUACAGUCUCCACGUUUUAGACAUAAUGUUGGUUCUUGUGCAGGCUACUGCAUUAAAUGCGUUACUAUCGUUUCAUCCUAUUUGCUAUUAAUGAAAAGGACAUUACAUACAUAACACAAGGAACUCAUAUUUUGUGUUGAUUUUGGUGGCCCCUGUGGACAAAAGGGAUAGUGUUCAAAAUGUACCAGUGUCAAGAUUCAAAUAAUGCUUUCCUCAAGACAGCCAAUCAAGCUGCAGCACGGGCGACCACAACCAGGAAGUGCUAAAAUGAGACUGAUGACAAUUGUUUGUAGUUUAUAAUCUGUCAAGGUAGGAAAAAAUACUUUUUUCAACCAAUUAUUUUUGGUUUAGCUGCGUUCAGAGCAGGAGUGACGUUACCUGCAUUCUAUUCAGAAUAAACAUUUUAAACCGCAUACAUUUCAAACAAAUUGACAUUUCAGAUUCCUGCAGAUAUUGAUAACAAAAUAUUGUUCAAUGUUAAAUAUUAGAUUGAUGUUUAAUAUUUGUCCACAUUCAAAAUGUUUUUUAAAAGAAUUGCACUUAUUUUGUUACCUGAAAUAAUGCAACUGUAUAGAUGAAUGAAUGUCUCUGGUUUGAAGUCUUCUGAAUGUAAAUAUGGGAGUAAUGUCACUUCAUCUUAGAUGAACUACACAGCUCGAUCAGAGCUCUACACUUUGUGCCCGCAAGGCUUCGUGUCUCCUCGAAGCAUGUACAGUAACCGUAGUGCAGUUUCACUCCCUUUCCAUUUGCACUCGUUUUUGUUUUCUGCAUGUGUACACACGUUAUUAUAGGAACAGAUAACUCCUGCGGUUUAAUAGAUUCUUCACAAAUGCCUUCUUCAUACGGAUUUUUAUAGUUAUUUAGUUGUUGCUCUCCGUGGUGAUAUGUGGCUAUCCUGUACUGUAUCAGUACUUUUGCCAAUGCGGAUCUCUUUGAGAUAUUACAAUGCUGUAAUAUACAAGUUUAGACACUUACAUUGUUAUGAGAUGCAGUUAUUUGUCUUUCUAUUUUAUUUUUUUUUUCUCUGUGGAACACUGGUAAAACAGCUUUGUGUUUACUGUGACUAAUUCUGACAAAAUGUCUGUAUUGUGAAUCCAAAACCUCUCUUGAGAAAACCUCGGAGACGUACUGCAAAAACAAACACAAGUUUAUUUUUGAUUCACGUCGUUUUUGUUACCACAUACAAACUACAAACCAUUAAGAGAUCCUUUCGUAAUGUGUUUUUGAAACUGUGAACUUCAGCCUAUUGAAGGCUUAGCCUAAACCUAAGCCUAAUAAAAUAAGUUACUAUUGUGCAACAAAACUCUUUAUCGGUUAUGUAGUACAAAUGCAACAAAAAACGAUGUAUUGUCUUGAUUUUGUUAAUAUAAAUAACGUUUGAAGGGAGUAUCCUGUAUAUAGUCGGGCAUCGUAUGCCAGACCUCGGCUAAAUACUGCAAACUCGGUUAUUUUCUAUAGUUAUAAUUACGUGCGUGAUUCACUCACUUCUUAUGUGGGUUUUUGUUCCUUUGAAGGAAUUUUCAGUGCCUUGCAUGAUGUAGCAAAUACAACUCUGACCGACUUAUGUAGACUUUCAAAUAAGAAGAAUGUCUGUUUUCUGCUGUAUUCUUCCUGUCAGGGUCGAGCCACUCCAUGUCAAUGAUCGUUUGAGCUUUUUGUGUACUUUUAAUUGUAUUUUUUUUUUUUUUCUAAAACAAAAGGGGAUUUGUUAAUAAAAGAUAAUUAAGCCUGUUGUGGUAAGAUUAUUUCAUAAUUAUAAACAGUACAGGAUAAUUUGGGGGGUGGGGGGGUUAACCUGCCAUCCCCCUUGUUAACCUGCCAUCCCCUCUCUCCAUCUCCUAGUUGUAGAGAAGGUGCCGGGACAGAGGGUUGCUCUGUUCAGCAUGUUAGUCGAGUCUGUCUGACUUAUUGAUCCUUUAUCUGGCUGAAGUUUGUGCAAGUUAGUGUUUCCACAUUUGAAUAGUGACACACGCACACAUACACACACACACAUCCUUUCCAGAACAGGAUAUGGGUGGACAUGUGAGGGAGGUGGAUGAUUGGCUGACAGCAAAACUCGAGCUACUAAUGGAGGGGAGCAGAGGAUACCAGACUAACAUCUUUUCCACAGUGGGCAUCCCAGGCCUCCCACGGACAAAAGAGAGUGUGUGUUUGUGUGUGUGUGUGUGUGUGUGUGAAUAAAUAGCUCCCAAAUCAGCAGUUUUGCUCAAUCAUGCACAACCACGUGCUAUAAUAAGAUAGUGUGUUGAAAGCCCCAAAAUAUCGUGAUUUUGUUGGAAAGCAGACUUGUAGAUGUUGGUCUUGCUGGUUGUUCUUCACCUCCAUUGCGCCGUCUUUUCCCCAACUUCCUUUCUUUCUUCUUCAAGCUUCUCCGGCAGAAGCUAGAACUGGAGUGGAGUGAAUCGUAAAAAAAGCUGAAAACAAACCGCUGACUCCUCUUCUGCAGAUGUUUAUAAGAGUCUUUCUUUUUUAUUCCAAGCCAAACAAAUUGCAAACUUCUGAUCUGCUGUGUCCUGUCAACCCACUUUCUUUUGCAUGCAUAGCUUGUCAUGAGCCAGAAGUGGAGGGCUACACAGAAAUCCACGCACACACAAAUUCAUCAACACACGCAAACACACACACACACACACACACACCUCUAAAUCCGACCCUAUAAUGUCGGACUGGGCUUAGAGGAAGUUUUGCCGUUGGGCAGCCUGAAGUAACUCUGCAGAUGCUUUGAUGCAUCUUAGCACAGCAGUGGGGGGUCUGCUUGUGAUGUGGAAGUUUGUUAGUGUUUGCAAACACACACACAGAAACACGUGCAUGCACCAACACACAAAGAGGAAACAUGGAUUUAUUCAACACAGUAG
Molecule: messenger RNA, 9666 nt
Organism: Anarrhichthys ocellatus (wolf-eel)
Lineage: Eukaryota; Metazoa; Chordata; Actinopteri; Perciformes; Anarhichadidae
Product: myocardin-related transcription factor A-like
Exons: 18
Coding region: 2447-6190 (1247 amino acids)
Biological process (GO): positive regulation of transcription by RNA polymerase II; smooth muscle cell differentiation
Cellular component (GO): nucleus
Molecular function (GO): transcription coactivator activity
Source: RefSeq, a predicted model, not a curated record